AUGGUUACAAACACUUCCACCAACGCUUCUUCGAUGAUGGGAUCGACCAUUGUCAAAUCUCAUGCUGAAAAACUAAAGAAGUUCAAGGGAGAAAACUUCAAAAGAUGGCAACAGAAGAUGAUUUUCUACCUCACCACCCUAAAUCUUGCUUACAUCUUAAAGGAGGUAUGCCCAACUACUCUCCUAAAAGCAAUCACUCCUGAAAUUGAAGCUACCAAGCAAGCAUGGUUACAUUCAGACUUUCUAUGUCGCAACUACAUCCUGAAUUGCAUGGAUGAUACCUUGUAUAAUGUCUACUGCAAUGCCUUUGAUACUUCAAGACAAUUGUGGGAGGCAUUAGACAAGAAGUAUAGGCUGGAAGAUGCUGUUGCUGGUGUGAUUGAGAAGUUGCCUCCUGCUUGGAGAGAAUUCAAAUCUUAUCUCAAACACAAGCGAAAGGAGUUGUCCAUAGAGAAUCUUACUGUGAAAAUCCGCAUUGAAGAGGACAACAGAAAGGGAGACAAAGAGCCACGUAAAGUUGAAGCUAAUGCCCAUAUUGCUGAAGCUUCAAGGCGUCAUCCCAAAAAGAAUCAAUUCAAGACAAAGAAUGUGAAUCUUGGGCCAAGGAAUAACGCUAACAAGCGCAUUCGUGCAAUCCGCUGGGUUUGUGGCAAGAGUGACCAUAUAGCUGCAAACUGUAGACACAAGAAGGGACAAAACUCUAACAACGAGGCCAACACUAUAGAAGAUGACAAUUUAACUGCUGUUAUCUCUGAGGUAAAUAUGGUCUUUGACACCAAAGGCUAG
This is a messenger RNA of Momordica charantia (bitter melon), 786 nucleotides long. RefSeq lists its product as uncharacterized. The record is from RefSeq and is a predicted model, not a curated record. NCBI's taxonomy places the organism in Eukaryota, Viridiplantae, Streptophyta, Magnoliopsida, Cucurbitales, Cucurbitaceae.